This is a messenger RNA of Saccostrea cuccullata (small rock oyster), 1271 nucleotides long. RefSeq lists its product as uncharacterized. NCBI's taxonomy places the organism in Eukaryota, Metazoa, Mollusca, Bivalvia, Ostreida, Ostreidae. The transcript is spliced from 6 exons. The record is from RefSeq and is a predicted model, not a curated record. The coding region runs from base 72 to 704 and encodes 210 amino acids.
GUAAUAUGAACACUGUAUAUGGCACAAAGCCAAAGAAUGUAACGCAAUUUGCUUUUUUAAAAUGAAUUUUUAUGUUACUUUGUUUUACAUUAAAAGAUUACUUUAUAAGAUAUUUACUUACAGCUGACGGCAGUUUCUUAUUCAUUGUUAUUGGUAUUUCUGGAGCAGCAUUUCUAAUCAUCACUGUAAUUGUAAUUGGAAUUCUUUGUUUGCGAGUAAACAAGAAGAGUAAAACUUCUAUAAAAAAUGAUACUACCCAAAAGAAAGACCCUGCGUUAGAACUGACGGAGAAUGUUCUCUAUAUUACUACCGACGAGGUGCAUGAAAUGCCACCUUCGGCCCCUUCAGAUAACAACACUACCGCCACAGACGUUUACGCCGUUGUCAACAAGGAAAACAAAAAUGGAAAUCAAAUUCCCGCCUACGCUGAAGUUCGUACCUCACAAAAAGGAAAGGACAACCAAAAAACGGAAAAGAAACCUGAUGAGAAGGGAGAAAAUAACCCUGGACAAAACGCAAACAAAGAUGGAAUGGUUUACAUUGAAAUUGAUUUUAAUGACAAGCCUUCAAACGGAAAUACCGUCUUGCACGGAGCCGAAGACAAGAUAUUGUAUGUCGACAUAGACUCGGUCAAACAUGCUGAACCACUUCCAAAGAAUGGAGGAGAAGGAAAUGAUGACUCAAAGCAAAAUGGGAAAGAAUAACAGGGGAAAUAAAAUGACGGUCGAAAAAUACAACCCCUGAAAAUUUCAGUUUCCAUGACCUUGUUAUGAACUGUAAAAAUCUUUCCAAUAACAGCUUGACACUUUGCUUGAUCCACAUUAGUAAAAUUUCAUAUAUUGAAUACCUAAUUACCCAUUGAUUGGAUGUCUUACUUACAGUAAGAUUAAAAAGGUGAAAGUUUAAGAGAAACGUUUAUUUGUUAUCGCCAUUUUACUGGAAAUUUUUUAAAACGUAUUUUUAAAUUAAAAAAAAAAGCCAAUGCCUAUCCCCCAUAAAAAAUCAAGAGAUCCACAGGAAUUCUAAUUUCUUUAAAACGUUAAAGAGAUGUAUUUACUAAUAAUGUGGUCUCCUCGUUUUGUUUAUGUCUAGUUUAAAAGGAUGCAAAAUAUUAGUAUUAGAAGGAACGAUUUAUACACUGUUCAUUUCUGUAUGUGUCUUGUUUAUUUGUUGCUGUUUUUUAAUUCACACAACAUACAAUAUUAUAUAAUUAUGUAUUAAUAUCCUUUCUUCAAGCAAACGAACAAAUUCUUCUAGAAAAUUUCAUGUAU